Xyrichtys novacula (pearly razorfish) is the source of this 5108-nucleotide messenger RNA. NCBI's taxonomy places the organism in Eukaryota, Metazoa, Chordata, Actinopteri, Labriformes, Labridae. The record is from the annotation of a GenBank genome assembly.
AUGUCCUCCGAGGAGAGCCCCGAGUACUCGCCUUUCUUCGCAGUGAUGGGAGCCUCUGCGGCCAUGGUGUUCAGCGGUAAAUACUCCCGCUCCUCCACCUGACACCUCCACACCUUUAACGGAAACAUGGAGCUGACGAUCCCUCAGCUCCCACACUUUCAGAGUUCUCCUGUCUGUCUGUGAAAUAACCGAGUUUAGAGGAACAACGGCCGAGUUUCAAAGGCGUGUCCAGGAUGGUGGCCAGGGGUGGUGAGGGCCCUGAAAUCUGAUUGGCCACCCAGGUGCCACCCCUACAUCCAGAACUGUUAAAGGUUAUUUACAUCAUCUAAACAGCAGAGUAUCGCGAUAUUUUACCUGGUGAUAUAUCGUAUCGACUUAUUUGCCAAGUAUCGAUUUUUCGUUAAGAUGAAGUCAAAUCUACGAUAAUGGAAAAAUAAAAUCUACUGUUUGUCGGCUAAGAUUGGCAGAGGUGGCAUCAUAGAGCGGGAGAAAGUUUGUGCAUUAAAUAUAUAUAUGUGUUCAUAUAUAUAUAUAUAUAUAUAUAUGUAUAUAUAUAUGUAUAUGGUUUGCAAGAUGUGCUACAGGAAAAUAAAGUUAAUAAGACCAACGUAAAGAAAGACGAAUGCUAAAUUAGAAAUGGCAAUCUGUUGUAUCGCAAUACUCACUGUAUUGAAAAAUGUUAAAAAUCUCAGUAAUAUUGUAUUGUGAUAAUAUCGUAUCGUGUCGCGGGGCCUCUGGUUAUUCCCGCCCUUGUUAUUGACUUUGUCAGAGGCGGGACUAAUGAGACAAUUAACUAAAUCGACAUAAUUACCACAGAGGUCAUGUUAGCUUCUGUAUCAUUAAAACGUAGCUCCGCUCAGGGCUGUAAAUGAAGAAUAAACGCGCAGUGAGACAGGUGCAUAGGUGAGGUGGACCCGCCUUGUUUUUAAAUGGAGGGCUGUGAUUGGUCAGGAAGUGAAAAUGAUCAUGAGCCACUCUGGGCUCACUUUUCGGAGUCUGGAGAACAUGAUGGACUGUUACACGAGUGUCGCUGACAGAUGAGUGUUUGAUUGUAUUGAGAGAUCAGAGAAGUCUGGCUUCACGACACACAGUCACAUAUCAGGACCCACCAAUCAGGCAGCAGCAUCUCUGUUUAAUGACCUCACCAGGCCGCACCUUUACAUAAAUAACACAGGUGUGAUGUAGUGACGCUCGAGUGUUUUGGGGUAAAUUAGAAAUCUGUUACACGUGAACAUGUUGUCCCCCCCCCCCCUCUGCAUGAGUCAGUGCUGAAGCAGGACCACCCCGGACAGGAGGGCCCUGGACACGCCCCUGCUGUGCGAGUGUUAGUGUAGUUUUAUCAUCACUCUGAAGACGUUUCCUGACGUGGACUUUAUUGAGGUCAGAUGGUCGGUGAUCCGUCACUGCAGAUCCUCAUGGAUUCUAACAGAUCUGAUUCAGAGAGGCGGUCUCCUGCUGGUCCUGAUGACACUCACCACACGAGGGUCUGAACAUGAGUUUGUGAAGCUGAGCAGAUCCUUCCUGUCUUUACUUCAGUCUUUAUAUCAUAAAUACAGACUGAUCCGGUCUACAGUCUCAGAGGAGGCUGGUCUCUGUUCAUUCAGGUUUCUCUUUGACUGAAAUAACCACAGAGACGCUCUGAGAGACAGAGGGAGACACCCUGUUCUGAUGGUCCCUGAGCGAGUAUUCUCAGGACUGUGUGUCCCUCUGAUCGGACUCCUGCAGCCUUCAGAUGAAGUUUCACCCUCUCAUUCACAUGUUCAGCUCAGAGAGGAGGGUUCGACCCUCUGAUAUCCAACUCCUGAUCCUCACGAACUCCCUCAGAUAUCUGCUGUGGUGAUCUAAAACAGGAGCUGCUCUCUAAACCCGUCACUGUCCUGUAAACUGAGGGUCACAGUCUGAAUGUGGAGCCGUUUUCUAACGAAACUGUAAUUAAUUUGUUCAGACGGAGGAGGAGCCUCAGCUGAGCCUCUGUGAUCAAACCUGACGGAGAGUUUCUGUGACGUCUCUGAGGUUCAUCUCACUCAGUCUGUUCAAAACUGCAGGUGUCCUUCAAGGACCUGAGAUCACCUGAACCUAAAGUGAAGAGUGUUUGUAAAGGAGCAGUCCGUCCUUUUUAACAACGACCCUCUGCUCCUGCAGGAAAAACCUCCUCUGAUGUGUAACUCUGAGACCAGGUUCCACUGUUAUCACUGUUCACCCCUCAUACAGGACUCACCCCUUAUCGCUGAGUCUGGUCCACCUGCCCCGGUCUGACUCUGUUGAACACCUGGACUCCAGAGUGACUCUGGAUCAGAUCCUGUUCAGUAUCAGGUCCUCAGUGAGUCUCUGUUAUGUCAGUCAUGCUCUCAUGUUUCAGGCGCCUCCUCACUCCAGCUGAAAGUCGUUUCCUCGGACCCGAGUGUUUAAAACCGGCAGCGUGUAACGCGCCAUGACGCCAUGACGCCACACAAACUCAGCAGUUUCAGUUUUGUCCUCAUGAAUUUACCGUCUGUGACAUCAGAGCAUCAGAGACGUCCUCCAUGGAGCUUCAGGCAGACCCUCGGUAAAGAGGCGCAGUGGUCCGGCGCCUGUUUUCCCGUUUUCAGCUUCACUUCUCGUCCGUUAACGGCAGACUGGUCCUGAGGAGUCCUGAGGGUCUCAUGCAGAAAAAGAUCGAGAGUUUAUCUGAAUAUGAGCUGUUUUUAUUUGAUCCUUAUGAGCGUUAAACAGAAAAGUGAGGAAACUGGUUUAACGGGGAAGUUUAUGAAGGUGCAGAGCUGAAACCUGUGAAGUGAUGUAAAUGGAUCUGAACUGUUUCGAUGAACGUUUAAACUCACUACGUUUCCAUCCACCUUAUAGUUUUCUCUGUUUCCUCCUCGCAGAGUCUCAGGAUAAGUGGACAGAGCUGGAAAACCGUCACAGAAAAUAAUGUUUUUUUUUACUCUAUAAUCUGACAGAUUGUUGUAGCUUUGAGCAGAAGUGAAGAUCUGAUCACUGCAGGUUUCUGAUAAUCCUCUGAUCAAUAAGCUCUGAUAAUGUUUCCGUGGCUGUGGACGUGACAGAAACCAGAGACACAGAUUUACCCCCUUUUUUAACUGGUCUGAUGAGAUCUGGAUCAGAUGUUGGGUCGUUCAGUCCACCUCCUCUCUCUGAUCGAUGACUUUCAUUCAUGCUGACAGUCAAACAUCCUGUUUUUUUUCAGCUCUGAAUCUGAAAUCGAUGUUCUGGAUUACUCGUCCUCUCUCUCUCCGUCUGUAUUUCUCUCUGACUGAACAGAUGCUUCAUCCUGACCUCCUCUUCUUCUUCUUCUUCUUCUCUCCUCUGCAGCGUUAGGAGCGGCGUAUGGGACGGCAAAGAGCGGCACAGGCAUCGCUGCCAUGUCGGUGAUGCGGCCAGAGCUCAUCAUGAAGUCCAUCAUCCCCGUGGUCAUGGCCGGUAUCAUCGCCAUCUACGGGCUGGUGGUGGCGGUGCUGAUAGCAAACAACAUCUCUGAGAGAGUCACUCUGUACAAGUAAGAGGAUUACACUCUCUGUCUGUGUUCACGUGUUUGUUUGUUCAAAACUCACAAAAACGACAAAACGAGUCUCUGAAAGACAAAGAGUCUGAGCUGUUCGAGUCUUUGAGGAACGAGGCGUCACACUGCAGCGGCGGACAGCCUCAGGUCUUCUAGUGUCGGAGUGAAGCAGGUUCAAACAAAUCCAGAUUUCCUCCUGUUUACUGAAGAGGAGAGAGAGGAAGCUGAAGGUUGGGUUAGUGCGUCUGCAGCGUCAACGCUCACCGCUACGGCGGUAAAAACACUUAACUCUGCGUGUGUGGGAAAGAGUCCGAGGAGUUCUGAUUCAGCACAUUAUAAAGAAAGCUGACGCAGGACCUCAUGACCGACCGAAUCACCACGAAAAUAAAAUCAACUCGAACAACGUCGGAAUUUUCUUCAACGUGAGUUUUUCUCCCACAGAAAAAAGGGAAAGAAAAGAAGAGAGAAAUCAAAAACAGCCUCUUCUGUUUCCUCUCUGGUUUGGAGACUCAAACCGUCGUGGGCUGAUCUACAUUCAGCUGGUGGACGCAGAAGCUGUUGUUGUUUCUUUGUUGUCACGGAGACGCCGUUAAAAACAAGCAAGAUGUCGAUCAAAGAUUUAUCAGCUGCGCCCACACGCUUGAAAAACAUCCAUCAGCCAAAUGAGCCGUUUUUAGACGGAGCUUUCAGCGUCGAGUCGGUGCUGAAUGAGACGCAGAAUUUCACCGUCAGAAACGUGUUUUUAUUUUUCAGCAGUUUGUUUAUCUGCUCCUGACAUUUUCAGGAGUUCAGCUUCAACACUCUCUGGAGGUAAACCUGUUCCUUCACGGCGUAACGUCUUACCUGUCUGACGAGGAGGGUGUUGUCUUCCUCCCGUGUGAAAACAUGAUUAUGGAGAAAACCGCAGAGUUCAGGUUUUCUCAGACACUCGAACUCGACUCGACACCUGUCCUCUGAGGUUUGGUCUCUGGGUUUACGGUGUUUAACAGACAGGUGCACAGGUCCUCUCCUACAGUAAUCCUCCUCCUUUAACCUCGUUUGCUUUCCUCACUGUUUUGUGUCUCUUAAUAACCUUUGCUUAAAAGCUGUUGAAGCGAACGUUUUCACUUAAACAGCGAUGAUUUUCUUUGACGCUGCUCGGAGGAUAAAAAGUGACCGCCUUCAGGGCCUCAGGAAUUCACUCAUGCAUCCUAAUGGCCUCCUCGUUUGUCCAUCUGUACGCUCAGUAUGCUUCCUCAUGUAUUUGCCAACAGGAGCCCCUGAUUUCGAGUCUCUGAAGAUUAAAAACUGAAGAUUCUCACAGUCUCCUCAAAAAUCUGAUCAAAGUUUUAAAUAUUUCCCGCAGCAGUUUCUCACGUUACGUCACGGCGUCCUGAUCCGUCUCCUCUCUCUGAUUCCCUCCAACAGGAGUUUCCUGCACCUCGGUGCCGGUCUGAGCGUGGGCCUGAGCGGUCUGGCGGCUGGGUUCGCCAUCGGCAUCGUGGGCGACGCCGGUGUGAGGGGGACCGCCCAGCAGCCCCGGCUCUUCGUGGGCAUGAUCCUGAUCCUGAUUUUCGCUGAGGUGUUGGGGCUCUACGGCCUCAUCGUGGCCCUCAUCCUAUCCACAAAAUAA